This is a messenger RNA of Peromyscus eremicus (cactus mouse), 826 nucleotides long. RefSeq names its product WW domain containing transcription regulator 1 (gene Wwtr1). Gene Ontology annotation, cellular component: cytoplasm; nucleus. Gene Ontology annotation, molecular function: transcription coactivator activity; transcription corepressor activity. The coding region runs from base 1 to 618 and encodes 205 amino acids. The record is from RefSeq and is a predicted model, not a curated record. NCBI's taxonomy places the organism in Eukaryota, Metazoa, Chordata, Mammalia, Rodentia, Cricetidae. Gene Ontology annotation, biological process: hippo signaling; positive regulation of transcription by RNA polymerase II. The transcript has 4 exons.
AUGAAUCACCAACACCAGCAACAAGUUGUGCCCAGUAACCUGAGUGCACAGAACCACCCCACUCCAAACCCACCCUCGGGGCUCAUGAGUGUGCCCAAUGCGCUGACCACUCAGCAGCAGCAGCAGCAGAAACUGCGACUUCAGAGGAUCCAGAUGGAGAGAGAGAGGAUCCGGAUGCGUCAAGAGGAGCUCAUGAGGCAGGAGGCUGCCCUCUGCAGACAGCUCCCCAUGGAAGAGACCAUGGCCUCUGUCAACCCGCCUGCUAUGACCACAGAUAUGAGGUCCAUCACCAACAAUAGCUCAGAUCCUUUCCUCAAUGGAGGGCCCUAUCAUUCAAGGGAGCAGAGCACGGACAGUGGCCUGGGCCUGGGGUGUUACAGCGUCCCCACAACUCCAGAAGACUUCCUCAGCAACAUGGAUGAGAUGGACACAGGAGAAAAUACGGCUCAGACACCCAUGGCCAUCAAUCCCCAGCAGACCCGCUUCCCUGAUUUCCUCGACUGCCUUCCAGGAACCAACGUUGACCUAGGGACUUUGGAGUCUGAAGAUCUGAUCCCUCUCUUCAAUGAUGUAGAGUCUGCUCUGAACAAAAGCGAGCCCUUUCUAACCUGGCUGUAAUCAUUAUCGUUGUCACGUGAUGCCGCUGCGACCUGACAUUUCCUGGGCCUCAUGGAACAAGAGACGGAGCCAAGCCGGUCUGCAGGUGCACGGCUCUCGGCCUCCAUACUCAACACUCCUUCUUGUCCAUGUGGCCAGCUAAUCAUGGCCUGCUUCUGAUUUACAAGAACUUAAGUUACACAUAAGUAAAUGUUCUCUUUUCAUCUUC